Molecule: messenger RNA, 941 nt
Organism: Aspergillus sclerotioniger CBS 115572
Lineage: Eukaryota; Fungi; Ascomycota; Eurotiomycetes; Eurotiales; Aspergillaceae
Exons: 1
Coding region: 210-560 (116 amino acids)
Source: RefSeq, a predicted model, not a curated record
AACGCGAGCCCAGGUUCUGUCCGAUGAAGUGCGGCAUUUGCAACAAUGGAGACGUAAUUUGAAAUCUGCCGGAUCUUUCAGCCAUCCCACACUAUAUGUUGAGGACACGCCCGCCGACCCAGACCAGGAGCCGGAGGUUGAACUCAACUAUAUCUCGCGACAGCCGAUCGAAAUUCUCCUGACUACCUUGCUGAAACUCCGAUACCACAAUGUCGUCAUCACUCUUCACCGAGCCUUCAUCCACUUUCCAAGCCACCCACUCAUUCCAAAAUCGAGUCCGCUCGCGGAUGCCCAUAGUGCUACCGCUCGUGGGGUUCAUGCUCGCAUACCCGUACUGCCAUAGGUGUCCCAGGGCCCGAAGAUAUAUUCGUCUGGCCUUGGAGAUAUUCGAUUCGGCGGGGAGCAACAGUGCCGCUACCGUUCGUGCAGCGGCCCUGACCGGUCAUUUAUCCGCCAAGGUGGACACCCUCUUGCGCAUUCUUAAUAUCGAUGACUCCCUGGUACCCAUGCGGAACUCGCAGGGGGGAGGGAGAUCAACAACGAUUGCAGCAGAACCAUGAUGGUAGUACUAUGACCCCAGCAGUCAACAGUCCAUUGCUACAAGACGAGAUACAGCAGCUCGUACCCUGUCUUCCAGAGCUAAGCAUAGAUUCCUUGUGGUCCUGGGCCGAUCUGACGAAUCUGGAGGCUUGGCCGAAUUAUUGUGAUGAGGUUGGCGAGGGUUUCACCGACCCAACAUAACUCUGUAUGCCGGAAGCACCAGUGUAUAUAAGAAGUACAGCAACUUUGACCUUUUCUCCCUCUGCCUCUGACCUGACCAGGGCGUAGAGUUGGGAGUAAGCGGGAAGAUUGGCGCUUUACCAGCGGGACAGGACGGUGCCUCCAAGAUAUCCCGAGGCCCCAGUGAGGAGAAUGUUGUAUGUCGACAUAUUGGAGAGGAA